Messenger RNA from Lasiosphaeria miniovina, 980 nucleotides. RefSeq lists its product as uncharacterized. NCBI's taxonomy places the organism in Eukaryota, Fungi, Ascomycota, Sordariomycetes, Sordariales, Lasiosphaeriaceae. The transcript is spliced from 2 exons. Bases 136 to 732 code for a protein of 198 amino acids. The record is from RefSeq and is a predicted model, not a curated record.
AGUACUUGCUGUCCUCGAAGUUAACUCCAGCACAUCACUCUCAAAACUCCCUGCCUGCCUAGAGAGAUCGACUUUCCAAAACUCCACAAACCUCACCAUCUCUCAGUUUCCAACCUUUUCAAAGAACUUGACACCAUGAAGGGCAUCGCCAACUUCCUCGCCGUCGCCAUGUGGGCCGGAGCAUGCACCAACGCAGCGGCCGUCCCCGCGCUGACAAGCCCCAACGAAUCCUCGCUGGAGCUGCGCGGCGCCGCGAUGACGCCCAGCAGUCCAGGCUCGCCGGUGCAGGGACGCAGCAUCGGCGUGUACCGGCCGAUCAAGUCGGCGGCCAACACGGCCCUGUGCCUGGAGCCGGUCGGGGGCCGGCUGGUGUUGAACCCGUGCGCCAACACGGCAAACCAGUUCUGGGGGCCCUUCCACAACGGCGGCACCAUCUACCGCUUCCAGAACCGCGGCAACGUCGACUGCAUGUGGGUCGACGACGGCACCACCACCAAUUCGCCCGUCACCACCAACGAGUGCACUCUCUCCGACGGCACCGGAAACUCUGUGAGCAACGCCGAGUGGGACCUCGGCGUCAAUGUGCCUCCCAGCACGUUCACCACCAUGCGCACCCACGUCGGCGGCCACACAAACAACCUCUGCAUCACCGCCUCGGGCACCAGCGUCUUUAUGCGCACCUGCGCAUCCACCCCUGGUAAUGACCAGCGCUGGGCAAUUGGCUCGGACUAAUUAGAACCGAGGACAAGUCUAAAAGCUCCUGUCGUUGCUGUUGUGAAAGCCGGGGUCAUGAAGGGCAGCAGUAAUUAUGUGUGAACUGGAGACAAUUGCAGUGCUGCGAGCGAGGCCGAGCUUUUCCUUUUUUCUUUUCCGAACUUUUAGUUAGUUAAUCGACCCUCACAACACUGGUGUCGGCUCAACUCCGAUAGCCUGGUGGUGAUGAGUCGGAAAUGACGAUCGAUCUGUCUUUUAACAUCUUU